AGUCUUUAAGAAAUGGCUUCCUCUACUUAUUCCUCCACAGAGGAGACAACAAACGCCAACAGAGCAUGUCGUCUACUUUUGGGUCCAUGUACAGACGAACUACGGGAUGUUCUUCGUCAUUGUGUACCACCACCAACAUUUACCCACGUGCUCAGACAACAUAUAAUAAAUUUGCCGCGUUUGUCUGUUGCACAAAGAACCCUAAUUUUCCCUAUACAUGGAUAUUAUACGGGAAAUUACAAUGACAUGGAUAUAACGCUGUUGUAUACCCUAUUACAAAACAUAUGUAGCAUACCGCCCCACUCAAAAGGCUGGGGCAAUGAUCCUGACCCGUAUGACGUAUCAGUGUCUGCCAGUAUCGAGAGAAUUCGAAUUGGUCGUAACGACUGCGUACACUCUCCGAGUCCUUCCCUUUCUAAUACUGAUUUCAAUCGAAUCUGGUCAAGUGUCAGGUCAGCUAUCGUGGUUUUGGAUUCUUUUCUUGGAAACAACAAUCGAUAUGAAAACGAGGUUGACUUCCUACGUCAAGAGACAAUGGAUCCUAUAAAUGAUCGUAAUAACAGAGAGGAACUACUAAGACAGACAGCAGAGGAUCAAACAACGCGGGACAUGGUCGUUAAUCUGGAAAAUGACAUGUCAGAACUGAAGAAAACUGCCAUUCCUGAAAAUGUUAGAGUUAUUCUUGACAAUAAAAUCAAAAGAUGGCGGGAGAAUGACAAGUUAUACGUUGAGACUCGUAGCUUUUCUUCAAUGAUGGAAAAAGUACGAGAAGAGUCCUACAUAACGUUUGUUGGUGUCCCAGGUUCUGGAAAGUCGGGCACGGCCUGCCAUAUAGCUCUGAAGCUUCAUGAAGAAGAAGACUAUCAAAUCGUACCGGUUACAGAGCUGAGAGACAUGGUUCAGUAUUGCGACCCCCACAACGCACAGGUGUUUAUCAUUGACGAUGUGAUAGGUGUGCUUGGAGUACAAAAUGAAAAACUUAAUCUUCUGGUAGAUUACAAAGAGAAAAUUGAGAAUCCUAUGAUGAAGAAAUCAAAAACUCUCAUGACAUGUCGCAAAACUGUGUACAAUGAAGUUGUCAGUCGUACAUGUGUUUCGUUUCUGAGAAAGGAAAAUAAUGUGAUCGACCUUCAACAUUCUGAUCACUUGCUCUCGAAUGAAGACAAGAAAAAUCUGUUUCAGAAGUAUGGACUGAACAUAUUCACAGAAAUACUUACAUAUGAGUGGCUCAAAAAUACAUCUCAAAUGUUUCCACUUUUGUGCAGACUUUAUUCGAAAGGUGAUACAUUUCGGAAGAAUGGUGUAGACUUUUUCUUCUUUCCAUUUCGAUGCAUUCUCGAGGAAUUGGACAAAAUGCAGAGCGAAAAUAAACUUCAUUAUGCAACAUUAAUAUUAUGUAUGUUUAACAAUAAAAUACUUUCACGGGACAUUUUUAAAAAGAAUGAUGUCAUUUUCAGUGAAAUUAAAAGAAACGUUUUGGAGAAUUGCGAAGUAGAGAGUUGUACCGAUACAUUUAAAUUUUUCAAAGCACUGGCAGCAUUGGAUGGAACAUAUACCUGUACCAUACGAAAUGGUGACGAGUUUACAUUUUUUCAUGAUCGUUUAUAUGAACUAACUGCCUGCCACUACGGCAAGAAAUUUCCGAAUGAAAUAGUAAAGUUCAUGAGCAGUGAUUUCAUUGCUAAUUUUGUUAAAACGAUACAACAAACACAAGUCAGAGAAAGUCAUGAGCAUGCAAGUGGAGUUUCGAAUGAAGAUCUUUCUAUAAUUUUACCCUGUGAACUGUACCCAAUGCUAGCCGAAAGGUUAUAUCGAGAUGUGGAGGUGAUGAAGCUCUAUGAUGUUUUUAUGAACGGCCACUUAAAUCACCCUGAUGUAUGUAAAGCCUUCAUUGAAGUCUUGAGAGAAAAGCCUUAUGAGGAGAUAAAUGCCUUGUUUCUGUCGAUUCAGCAAGACGUAAGUGAAAUUUUCCGUAAAGGAAGAAGUAUGAUUAAGGAAAGGAUAAAUGAUGAAAAAUAAGAGAGAAGGCGACAAACACUUUUAGUUGACGAGGGCACAACUCCUAAUGUUCGAGUAAUCAGCUGGGUGAUAUUCUAUGGUCAUCACCAAAUAUUGCAGUAUAUUGAAAAAAAGGCUAAGCUGAGAAACGAAAUACAGCUAAAUUUCUUCAAACAUAGGUGUACCUGUUCAGAGAAACGUCAAGGAAAAAGCUACACUGACAAAUCCGUUUGUUGUCAAGGAUUAUUCAGAGAGCAAAAUAGGAUGCUGGUACUCGGCUGUUAUAGUGGGAAUUUAGAAUCUGUUAAAACUUUGUUAGAGCAUGUAAGGAAAGAGAGCUUAGAUGUUUCACCUGAUUACAUACAUUUUCCCGAUGGAAUGGACACACCUUUAACGGCUGCCUGUUCGGGUAUACACACCGAUGUGGUAAAAGAGUUACUCAAAUUUGGGGCUAAUGUGAAUAAAAUGAAUAGCAUGGGUGAUACACCAAUAGUAAC
Molecule: messenger RNA, 2495 nt
Organism: Saccostrea cuccullata (small rock oyster)
Lineage: Eukaryota; Metazoa; Mollusca; Bivalvia; Ostreida; Ostreidae
Exons: 3
Coding region: 13-2019 (668 amino acids)
Source: RefSeq, a predicted model, not a curated record